Acaulospora colombiana is the source of this 624-nucleotide messenger RNA. The record is from the annotation of a GenBank genome assembly. Lineage: Eukaryota; Fungi; Glomeromycota; Glomeromycetes; Diversisporales; Acaulosporaceae.
AUGACCAAAGUAUCAGGCAUACCUGACGAUGCGAAUAAUACCAAUAAAGUGUUCAACAAUGAGUGUGAAAUUAUAGUUAUAGAUGACGAUGAAGACCUACCUCCAACAACCAAAUCUGAAAUUAUAUUAUUGUCUGACAGUGAAGAUGAGGUCUCUAUUAACGUUAAAGAUGUGGAUACUAACGCGCCAUCUGAUGGAGAAUCGAAAUAUUUAAUUUCACGUAAAUCGCCUUUAACAUUUGAUUUACAAGACACACAUUCUACUGAUGAUGAAUCGAAUUCUAAGGAGACGAAAGAGAAGAAAGUGAAAGCAGUAUCUGACGUUAGGACACCUACGAGCACACCUUCAAAAAAAAGAAUAAUAUCGUCAGCAUUGGAGACUCAUUUAAUAAAUCCGAUCAAUUUUAAAACGCCUGAUUCGACACCAACGACGAUAAAGACGGUCUAUGAGUCACCCGAUGUUUCUUCGAAUAACGGAUCUUCCAAAUAUAAUAAAACAUCGGAUGCCUCCACAUCCUUUACUUAUCAGGAGCUAAGGUUCAAGGCGAACAGGUGUCAGAAUUGCGGAUCACGGGAGCAUAAUGAAAGCGUUUGCGAGAACAUUAUGUACCCCGAUAACGAUGAA